This is a messenger RNA of Notolabrus celidotus (New Zealand spotty), 897 nucleotides long. RefSeq names its product collagen alpha chain-like. NCBI's taxonomy places the organism in Eukaryota, Metazoa, Chordata, Actinopteri, Labriformes, Labridae. The transcript has 11 exons. The record is from RefSeq and is a predicted model, not a curated record. Bases 244 to 897 code for a protein of 217 amino acids.
UGCCGGUUUGACUGCUCAGUCCGGACUGCCCCCCUCUCUGUCCAUCCCGCAGCAGGUCUCUGUGGCACGACAGGACCAGAUGCACGGACCCCCUCUGGACUGAACCGGACCAGAGUCAGCCGAACCGGUGAGAGGAACCCGAGCCGAGCCGGUCUGAGGUGAGCCGGUCUGAGGUGAGCCGGUCUGAGGUGAGCCUGGACCCAGAGCGAUCAGCGGGGACCCUGCAGCUCUGAGUCCGCCUCCAUGGACGCUCUGGGCGGCUUCAGGUGGAGGAUCUUGUCGCUCCUGGUUCUGCUGGUCUGCCUCGCUCCGGGACGCGCUGAGAGGGGCGAACCUGGUUACCUCGGGUAUGAUGGACUUCCUGGAGUGAUUGGUUACCCUGGAAACGAAGGCCACCAGGGCCCACCUGGAGAAAAGGGCCAGCUUGGACCAGGAGGGAGUACUGGACUGAAAGGAUCUCGGGGUCUUCCAGGAAAACCAGGCUUCCCAGGACCUCCAGGACUACCAGGACUUCCUGGACAUGAAGGCUCCAUCGGCAGAACCGGAGUCCCAGGAUGCAACGGGACAAAGGGCACUGUGGGUUUCCCAGGGUACCCCGGGGAUUCAGGAGCUGUUGGUCUUCAGGGCCGACCUGGACCGCGAGGUGCGAAGGGGGACAUGUACGUCUUUCCCGUAACCCCGGAGAUGAAGGGAGCGAGAGGAAGACAAGGAGAGGAUGGAGAGAACGGGCUGAGUGGAUAUCCAGGUGAACCCGGUCUGCCAGGACAGCUUGGAUCCACAGGACUUCCUGGGAGUCCGGGGUUUCCAGGGUUACCAGGAGAGAAGGUCAGUGUCAACAGGCUGGUCUGGGAGCAGAUCUGGACUCCCAGCGGGCCGGUUGUUGUGGUCGUCUCUUGA